GCUUUUGGCCUUGUGGGGAGGUGUAGCAGGUCGGUAGAGGGAGACUGUGUUGGCGGAAGAGGCUCAGCGGCUGAUGGCGGCUCAGGCUCGGAAGCCUCUCUAACAUUCCCCUCUGCUCGGCAGUUCCUCACUCGAUUCACAAUGACAUCCUUUCAAGAAGUUCCACUGCAGACUUCCAACUUUGCCCAUGUCAUCUUUCAAAAUGUGGCCAAGAGCUAUCUUCCUAAUGCACACCUAGAAUGUCAUUAUACCUUAACUCCAUAUAUCCAUCCCCAUCCAAAAGAUUGGGUUGGUAUAUUCAAGGUUGGAUGGAGUACUGCUCGUGAUUAUUACACGUUUUUAUGGUCCCCUGUGCCUGAACAUUAUGUAGAAGGAUCAACAGUCAAUUGUGUGUUAGCAUUUCAAGGAUAUUACCUUCCAAAUGAUGAUGGAGAAUUUUAUCAGUUCUGUUAUGUUACCCAUAAGGGUGAAAUUCGUGGAGCAAGUACACCUUUUCAGUUUCGAGCUUCUUCUCCAGUUGAAGAGUUGCUUACUAUGGAAGAUGAAGGAAAUUCUGACAUGUUGGUGCUGACCACAAAAGCUGGCCUUCUUGAGUUGAAAAUUGAGAAAACCAUGAAAGAAAAAGAAGAACUGUUAAAGUUAAUUGCUGUUCUGGAAAAAGAAACAACACAACUUCGAGAACAAGUUGGAAGAAUGGAAAGAGAACUUAACCAUGAGAAAGAAAGAUGUGACCAACUGCAAGCAGAGCAAAAGGUUCUUUUUGAAGUCUCACAAAGUUUAAAAAUGGAAAAUGAAGAAUUUAAGAAGAGAUACAAUGAUGCUACAUCCAAAGCCCUCCAGCUUGAGGAAGAUAUUGUGUCAGUCACACAUAAAGCGAUUGAAAAAGAAACUGAAUUAGACAGUUUAAAGGACAAACUCAGAAAGGCACAAUAUGAAAGAGAACAGCUUGAAUGUCAAUUGAAGACAGAAAAGGAUGAGAAGGAACUUUAUAAGGUACAUUUGAAGAAUACAGAAAUAGAAAAUACCAAGCUUGUGUCAGAGGUCCAGACUUUAAAGAAUUUAGAUGGGAACAAAGAAAACAUGAUUACUCAUUUCAAAGAAGAGAUUAGCAGACUGCAGUUCUGUUUGGCUGAAAAGGAGAAUCUACAAAGGGCUUUCUUGCUUACAACCUCAACUAAGGAAGAUACAGUUUUCUUCAAGGAGCAACUUCGUAAAGCAGAGGAACAGGUUCAGGCAACUCGGCAAGAAGCUGUCUUUCUGGCUAAAGAACUUAGCGAUGCUGUAAAUGUGCAGGAUAAGACGAUGGCAGAUCUGCACACUGCACGCUUGGAAAAUGAGAGAGUGAAAAAGCAGUUAGCUGAUGCAGUGGCAGAGCUUAAACUAAGUGCUGUGAGAAAAGACCAGGAAAAGACUGAUACACUGGAACACGAACUGAGAAGAGAAGUUGAAGAUCUGAAACUUCAUCUUCAGAUGACAGCAGAUCAUUAUAAAGAAAAAUUCAAGGAAUGUCAGAGGCUCCAAAAACAAAUAAACUUUCAGACCAAUCAGCUAAUAACAAUAGUGUCUUCACAAAGAAAAUUGGGAGUCAGCAGAAAGUGAAUGAUGCCUCAAUAAACACAGACCCAGCUACUACUGCUUCUACUCUUGAUGUAAAGCCACCACCUUCUACAGCUGAGGUAGAUUUUGACAAUAUAACUAAGGGACAAGUCUCUGAAAUGACCAAAGAAAUUGCUGCAGAAAAG
Molecule: messenger RNA, 1742 nt
Organism: Balaenoptera acutorostrata (minke whale)
Lineage: Eukaryota; Metazoa; Chordata; Mammalia; Artiodactyla; Balaenopteridae
Product: tax1-binding protein 1-like
Exons: 1
Coding region: 142-1599 (485 amino acids)
Biological process (GO): negative regulation of apoptotic process
Source: RefSeq, a predicted model, not a curated record